Messenger RNA from Scatophagus argus, 4053 nucleotides. It is a transcript of the gene fbxo11a, whose product is annotated as F-box protein 11a. The transcript has 22 exons. Gene Ontology annotation, molecular function: zinc ion binding; protein binding. The coding region runs from base 1398 to 3926 and encodes 842 amino acids. The record is from RefSeq and is a predicted model, not a curated record. Gene Ontology annotation, biological process: protein ubiquitination; ubiquitin-dependent protein catabolic process; regulation of apoptotic process. NCBI's taxonomy places the organism in Eukaryota, Metazoa, Chordata, Actinopteri, Scatophagidae.
UGCCUGUCAAGCAGCUAGCUUUUCGGUUGAAUUGCCCUAACUAUAUGAUUUGAGUGACUUAUGCACUACUUAUGUUCAUAUGGAUUGCGUGUAUUAGUAUAACAUAGGUUGUGGCGAUGAAAUAGUGGGAAGCUAAGAGCAGUGUCAACUCAUUGCUGUGCAAUCAGGAAACUCCGGGGCUUUUGUGUUUGUAGCUAGCAUUCAGGCCGCGCUUUGUUUUGCUUCAUUUUUGCCCCGAGUCGGCCUUUCUUGUGCUUGUCUGACCUCACAUCGCUGUUGUAUUUUGUCAGCUAACAUUAUGUACGUGGUGAAGUCCACAAGCAGUAGGCUACGGUUUGUUUUAUUCGUGGGUGAGAAACGCAGGGAAGGGUACACAAAGUGGUUUCGCCAGUUGUCACAGCAUGCUAAUUGAUCCUAGCAUGUGCUAGCUGUUAUUAUUAGCAUGAUGGGCUGCCUAUCUGCAUCCUGGCGUUUUCAAAAAGCCCAAGCCUUCAUUGCGUCUGCAGUGUUAAAAUGUGAAUGCAUAAUACGUUAAUCUAAUGUAAUAACGUCACGGUUAAGCCAAUCAAAUUAUGUUUUGUUUUUUUUGUUGGUUUUUUUUGCAGCUGUGUGACAGCAUACGAUGUAGCGUAAGCGAAUAUUGACGGCAAUUUUUCAAAGUAAACAUUAGCAGGAGGUGCUCUUCAAUCAUAGUUGCCAUGGCUGAUAGAGACCCAGUCGAUCUGGAGGACACUUAUUACUAAUAAUAAUGGUUGGAUGUUGAAUCGGAUUCAACGUUGUUUGGGGGAUUUGUUACAUGUUGCGAUGUUUUGGAGCUCACAGCAUCAGCUGAUUGGCAGUCCGCAGCAGAGGGGUAACUCUUAACGUUUGUUUCUCGUUAACAUAUAACAACUAAUGUGAUUAUGUUAACAAAAAGUAUUGAGUGGGAAAUGAACUGCCACGCUCAUCCGAAUGAAGUAUCAAUUUUCUUGAGUGCUUCUCCCCCUUCUCAAUUAAUUUAUUCCCUAUUGACCUGUCAUGGUGCCAAUUUCUCUCUGUCCAGAUCAAAAUUCAGUUGUCAUUUUAAGGUGACAUUAAAUAAAUAAAUGGUAAUGUGGUUUGUAACAGAUCAACAACAGUACCUUUGCCCUUUUCACAUCAUAAAGUGUAUAUUUGCUGUGGAAUUAAUGUUUUAGUCGAGUAAGGUAGGAAUCCCAUAAAUUUUUUCUUUUCAAUUUGCAAUUACAGAGAAGUUGCUUUAACUUGCUCAGUUAGAUACACAAACACUGUUUGUAGUGGUUACUGGCCUAGUAGCCGGGGAGUCAUCCUUGCAACCAGAGCAACAAGCAGGGAGUUUGCAUCUCCCAUCUGGGGUAGCUAUCAACUCAUCAUGCCAUGAUGAGGACGUUCCUGCAGAUAUGGUUGCAGAAGAAUCCGGUCCAGGAGCUCAGAAUAGUCCCUACCAACUUAGAAGAAAGUCUCUACCCAAGAGAACAGUGUGUCCGACAAAGACAAACAUGGAGGGUGCUUCCACUUCAACCACAGAAAACUUUGGACACCGACCUAAACGCCCUAGAGUGUCAGGAAAAUGUCAAGAUUUACCAGCAGCUCCAGCAGAGCAGUACUUGCAGGAGAAGCUUCCAGACGAGGUGGUGCUAAAGAUCUUCUCGUACCUGUUGGAGCAGGACUUGUGUCGUGCAGCGUGUGUGUGCAAGCGCUUCAGUGAGUUGGCCAAUGACCCCAUCCUCUGGAAGAGGCUGUACAUGGAAGUUUUUGAAUACACGCGACCCAUGAUGCACCCCGAGGCAGGGAAGUUCUACCAGAUAAACCCAGAAGAGUAUGAACAGCCAAACCCUUGGAAAGAAAGUUUUCAGCAGCUGUACAAAGGAGCACAUGUUAAGCCAGGAUUUGCGGAACACUUCUACAGUAAUCCUGCAAGAUACAAAGGGAGAGAUAACAUGUUUUACUAUGACACCAUUGAGGAUGCCCUUGGAGGAGGUCAGGAGCCUCAUUUUGACGGCCUGAUUUUCGUGCACUCUGGUAUUUACACAGACGAGUGGAUCUACAUUGAGUCGCCGAUCACAAUGAUCGGAGCUGCUCCUGGAAAAGUAGCAGAAAAAGUCAUCAUCGAGAAUACCAGAGACUCUACAUUUGUAUUCAUGGAAGGCUCAGAAGAUGCUUAUGUUGGAUACAUGACCAUUAGGUUCAAUCCCGAUGAUAAAUCCGCCCAGCACCACAAUGCACACCACUGCUUGGAGAUUACAGUCAACUGCAGCCCCAUCAUCGACCACUGCAUCAUACGCAGCACGUGCACAGUGGGGUCAGCUGUCUGUGUCAGUGGCCAGGGAGCUUGUCCCACAAUCAAGCACUGCAACAUUAGUGACUGUGAAAAUGUUGGUCUUUACAUCACUGACCAUGCACAGGGAAUAUAUGAAGACAAUGAGAUCUCAAACAACGCUCUGGCUGGCAUCUGGGUGAAGAACCAUGGCAACCCAAUCAUCAGACGUAAUCACAUCCACCAUGGCAGAGACGUGGGCGUUUUUACAUUUGACCAUGGCAUGGGUUACUUUGAGAGCUGUAACAUCCACAGGAACCGUAUAGCCGGCUUUGAGGUGAAGGCAUACGCCAAUCCAACAGUGGUUCGUUGCGAGAUCCAUCAUGGUCAGACGGGGGGCAUCUAUGUGCAUGAAAAGGGCCGUGGACAGUUCAUUGAAAACAAGAUCUAUGCAAACAACUUUGCGGGGGUGUGGAUCACAUCGAACAGUGACCCAACAAUUAGGGGCAAUGCCAUUUUUAAUGGCAACCAAGGUGGCGUUUAUAUUUUUGGUGAUGGCCGAGGCCUCAUUGAAGGAAACGACAUCUACGGUAACGCCCUGGCAGGAAUCCAGAUCAGGACGAACAGCUGCCCCAUUGUCAGACACAACAAGAUCCAUGAUGGCCAGCACGGCGGCAUAUAUGUGCAUGAAAAAGGACAGGGUGUCAUAGAGGAGAACGAGGUGUACAGCAACACACUGGCGGGAGUGUGGGUGACAACAGGCAGUACGCCAGUACUGAGGAGGAACAGAAUACACAGCGGGAAGCAGGUUGGGGUCUACUUCUAUGACAACGGCCACGGUGUGUUGGAAGACAAUGAUAUCUACAAUCACAUGUACUCUGGAGUUCAAAUUAGGACUGGGAGCAAUCCUAAGAUCAGGCGGAACAAGAUCUGGGGAGGCCAGAAUGGAGGCAUUUUGGUUUACAACUCAGGCUUAGGCUUCAUCGAGGACAAUGAGAUCUUUGACAACGCCAUGGCAGGAGUGUGGAUCAAGACGGACAGCAACCCCACCCUGAGGAGGAAUAAGAUCCAUGAUGGGCGAGACGGCGGCAUCUGUAUAUUCAAUGGAGGAAGAGGUUUGUUAGAAGAAAACGACAUCUUCAGAAAUGCCCAAGCAGGAGUCCUCAUUAGCACGAACAGCCAUCCCGUUCUGCGGAAAAACAGGAUAUUUGACGGCUUUGCUGCAGGUAUUGAGAUCACCAAUCAUGCCACAGCGACUCUGGAGGGCAAUCAGAUCUUCAACAAUCGUUUUGGGGGAUUGUUUCUUGCAUCUGGUGUCAAUGUUACAAUGAAAGAUAAUAAAAUCAUGAACAAUCAAGAUGCCAUUGAAAAGGCUGUGAGCAGAGGUCAGUGCCUGUACAAGAUUUCAAGUUACACCAGCUACCCAAUGCACGAUUUUUACAGGUGUCACACGUGUAACACAACAGACCGCAAUGCCAUCUGUGUGAACUGCAUCAAGAAGUGUCACCAAGGACAUGAUGUGGAGUUCAUCAGACACGAUAGAUUUUUCUGUGACUGUGGCGCAGGCACGUUGUCAAACCCCUGCACGUUAGCCGGAGAGCCGACUCACGACACAGACACACUGUAUGACUCAGCUCCUCCUAUAGAGUCCAAUACACUGCAGCACAACUGAGCUCGAGACCCGAGGUCCUUUUGCGCUUCAGUCAGUAAGGGACGUAAGACACUUUAAGUUGUGCGGUGGCGGAGAAAGUCUCUAAACUAAAACACAGAUUCACUUUGUCAGAGCAUAUACGGUGACU